CUUUCAAUGGAAGGCAUGAGGGAGGAGCUGGGAGCCCUUUGCUGCUCACCUGGGUUCAUUGCCAUUGAGCCCUUCAGUCUCUUCAUCAAACACAAAAACAUCUUCGCUUCUAUUACUUUCGUUAGAAGAUUUCUAUAUCAACUUCACAGAGUCAUUAUAUCCUAAUAAGUUCUAUGGAUGUCAAAGGUUGUUUCUGUCUGUGAUUCUUUCGGCCUACUUCAAUCGUCCCCAUGUCUUCCAUUUCUCGCUUACCAGAGUCCACAACCCGGCUUUUGGGCUCUUCUUUAGUCAUUACGACGCCAGUCACUCUAGUCAAAGAACUACUUGACAAUUCAAUAGAUGCAAAAGCGUCCUCAGUUGAAGUCAUAACAUCCGCCGAUACAGUCAGGAAGAUCGAGGUCCGAGACAAUGGUGUUGGUAUUCAUCCAGAUGAUUAUGACGCUCUCGGGAGACGUGGUCACACAAGCAAACUCAGAAGCUUCGAAGAACUAAGGAUUCAAUCCGUCAAGACGCUUGGGUUUCGUGGGGAGGCAUUAGCAAGUGCAAAUUCCUUGGCUCAAGUCACGGUUACCACCAAAAUCGCCUCAGAGCCCGUUGCGGCUAUUCUUCAUAUUGUACCAGGCAAAGGAGGUGUAUUGAAACAACAACCCACGUCAGCGCCGGUCGGAACUACAGUAAGUAUCACAAGUCUGUUCGGCAAGUUACCUGUUCGUGAGCAAGUCGCCAUCAAGGAGUCCGCAAAAACGAUUGAUAAGAUUCGCGAAGUCCUUCGCUCCUAUGCUAUGGCAAGACCUCAACUCAGGCUCUCGUUCAAAGUCCUGCACUCACCAAAGCAAACUUGGUCUUACUCGCCAAAACCAGAAGCGUGUGUGAAGGAAGCCGCGAUACAGCUCUUCGGGGCAGAGAUUACGACUCAUUGCUUUGAGCAGACAUUUGAGAUAAACGAGCUUCAGGGCCAGCGCCAGAGUGAUGCUUUGAACAAUCCUAAUCCUCCAUCAAGUGGAAAUUAUGUGUUCGAAACACUUAUUGUCAAGCCAAAUUGUGACCCUUCAAAAGCACCAAAGCAUCAGUAUUUCUCUGUCGACGGCCGCCCUAUCACAGGUAAGGGAGGUACCAUGAAGAAAUUGCUAAGCAUCUACAUCGAGCAGAUAUGUACUGCUUUCCGGCAAAGUUCCUCGGUUACUGUACCAAGGGACUGCUUCAUUCGGCUAAAUAUCAAGUGUCCUCCUGGGAGCUAUGAUGCAAAUGUUGAGCCAUCUAAAGAUGACGUCUUGUUUUCCAACGAAAAUGUAGUGCUUGAUGGAUUUAGGGACUUGUGUAAGGAAGUGUAUGUGAUGUCUACACUCAGCAAUUCGGUAGAGCAUAGCUCUACGUUAGACAAAAGGGAUGGGCCAGCAACCCAAGAUUCAUCAUUCACUGAGCUACAGGGGCAGUGCCGCCCUCAAGCAGGCAAUAGGGGAAGUAUCCCGUUGCAGGUGCGAGACCAUACAACGUCACAGCCGACAUUUUCAGCUCAAUCUAAACAAGAGUCAAUCAUAGACCAUCAACCUCUGUCUAUACACUCACAAGAAGCCCUACAAGAGGCAUCUGAUCCUAUAAAUAUCGGUUUCACGCCAAUAAAUACGCAAAUGUUAACUACCCAGAACGACUCCAUAUCUACAGGGGUACCGAGAUCCAAGGUAAUAUCGCCAAAUACCAGAUCUACUCGAUGUCAAGUCGACAUGUCCACAGAUUUUAACGAAUACAACCAUAAUUAUCCUAACAAAAAACGUACACAGCCUUCCCAAUCACACAAAGACGGGGCUGAUGCCGUCGAAUACUCGACUCUACAAGAUGUAAAUCCAUGGGCCAUUGCUAAGGCAAAUGCGCCUAACAGGAGUAAGGAACAGACUUUUAGGGAUUUGGCAGAUGUGGAUAGCUCAUCGUUACCUGUAUUAGAACCAUCAAUGACCCCAGAUCCCCCUAUCCUUCGCCACACAAGAGCAGUACCUCGGGAUCUUGAUGUCCCACUAAGCCAGCAACGCUUGUUUCCGCAAGGUGGUUCCCGUCAAUUUCGACCUAAAGUACCAGGUGGCCCGUAUCAUAGCCCAAUGUCAAGCCCGCCUGAGAUAGCUUCGCGGAAAGCAACGUAUAGCGCCAAUAUGUCCGCUCCUCUUAUGUCACGACGUCGUCGUGAUUAUGCACCAUGGUCGCCACCUUCAUCCGCGGAGAGAACAAUACCUAAUAGCGAUCUCUCGCUUAACAAUGCACCAGAGCGAGCCUCGGAGAGCAUGAAGCAAACUCAAAUAUCCUUUAAGGGUGCUGCAAGGAAAUCUAAGAAGCGACGACCUGAGGAGGACAUUGUCGAGGUAGAUCAUCUAGAUCUACAAGAUCGGGGACACAAUAGCGAGAAUGGCCUUCAGAAGAUGCUAGCAGCAGCAAGACGAAGCCUCAACCAUCAAAUUUCUCAGGAGAAAGACAGUCACAGCUCUAACCAUAAAUCUUACGAGGCCCAUAUACGCGCAAAAGCCGGUGCGCAACGUCAACCAUUUACCCAGUCAAAUCUUGAUCAUGCCCAAGCAGGAAGCAGUUCGAACAUCAAAGAGCCGAUCAAAACGACCCUGCCUCAUGAUGAUCCCAGAGCGUAUCUCUUGCGUCGACAGAAGUCGAUGACUGCACAGGAAAACAGCGCAAUUCCGAAGAAACCCAGGCGAAUGAAAAGUUCUCUCUUGCCGCUGGAGAAUGUUCCAUCUGAUAACCAGAUGCAUUUUAUGGUUUUGGUCGAGGCGUUGAGUAUCGAAGCUUUGCGCACCUCUAUGAAGGGAGGCGUGGCUUACGAUAAAUACAUGGAAAGAGGGGCCGUUAAGAAUGGUCUCGAAAUGGACCUUGACACAGGCCACACAGUCGAAGAUCGCUUAAUGUCGCUGCUUCAGGGGCGCCGCGGUAUGGCUGAUGGCGAGGAAGCAGAGCUUGAGAUUGGCCUCUGUUCUUUACUGAAAGGAAAAGGCGCCGCAGUUGUUGCUUGAGCAUAAGAAGGGGAACUGGGUGCUAAUUGGCGUUCUAAUGAUCCUCUUAUCGGCUGAUUGUUUCUUGCUAGGAGAAAGCGAACAUGGGAGAAUCGAGCUGACACUAACUUGAGCUAUAUAUGACGAGCUAUAGUACCAGACGCUUCAAUGAUUGCUAUGUAUAUGGGGGAAGAUCAUGUGGAUUUAUCUUCGUUUGUCACGUAGCUUUGAAGGGGGCUUUCAUG
Messenger RNA from Annulohypoxylon truncatum, 3229 nucleotides. RefSeq lists its product as uncharacterized. Gene Ontology annotation, cellular component: MutLalpha complex. The record is from RefSeq and is a predicted model, not a curated record. NCBI's taxonomy places the organism in Eukaryota, Fungi, Ascomycota, Sordariomycetes, Xylariales, Hypoxylaceae. Gene Ontology annotation, biological process: mismatch repair. Bases 231 to 3005 code for a protein of 924 amino acids. Gene Ontology annotation, molecular function: ATP hydrolysis activity; mismatched DNA binding; ATP binding. The transcript has a single exon.